Messenger RNA from Juglans microcarpa x Juglans regia, 1374 nucleotides. Its product is annotated as probable glycosyltransferase At5g11130. Gene Ontology annotation, molecular function: glycosyltransferase activity. Lineage: Eukaryota; Viridiplantae; Streptophyta; Magnoliopsida; Fagales; Juglandaceae. The coding region runs from base 162 to 1211 and encodes 349 amino acids. The transcript has 2 exons. The record is from RefSeq and is a predicted model, not a curated record.
CUUCCGGUCCUGUUUUCUACCUACGCCCUUUUGGCAAUUGGAAUUUGGGAGGGUAAAGGGUCGAUCUGCAAAGCCAUUUUAUGUUCGUCCUCGACCUAAGCUUAAAGCUCUUUCUGAUCUAGUCAAUCCAGUACGAGGGUUUGUUUGCUUGUUUGUCCGAAAUGUCCACCGCCUCCUUUUCUCUCCUCUUAUGCCUCUCUUUAUUCACCUACACAACUGUCCACUCCAAACUCCUCUCUCAGUUAACUUCACCUUACCUCUCACCCACCACGAUCUUCCCCCAUUACCAGAAUAUGCUCGAAGCUUUCAAAAUCUUCAUCUACACCCCAGACGAGGCCUUCACUUUCAACUCCUCAGCUGAAUCACUCUUCUACGCGUCUCUUCAAAACAGCACAUUUGUCACCCAUGACGCCGAAGAGGCUCACCUCUUCUUCGUCCCUUUCUCCUCCAAUCUCUCGACACGCUCCGUCGCGCGCGUCAUUAGACGCUUCAGGGAAAAUAUACCUUACUGGAACCGUACGCUCGGUGCCGACCAUUUUUACCUCUCUUGUGCCGGUUUGGGAUACGAAUCGGACCGAAAUCUCGUCGAGUUGAAGAAAAACUCGGUCCAGAUCUCGUGCUUCCCUGCACCCGAUGGUAACUUUAUCCCUCACAAGGACAUAUCCCUUCCUCCACUUGCGAGUUCUCAGGCCCCGUACACUCCGGCGAACAAAACCGCCAGUUUUCUGGGUUAUUUCAGGCACGGCGGGAUAAAAGAGUCGAUUUUGGUGAAGGAGUUGGUCAACGAUCCCGACUUUCUGAUCGAAUCCCAGCCGACAGAUCUGCUUACUUAUAAGGAGAGACUAGCGUCCAGUAAAUUUUGUUUGUUCGAAUACGGAGGAGAUGUUUCGGGAAUAGGAGAGGCAUUGCACUUCGGGUGCGUGCCGGCAGUGAUUACCGACCGUCCGAUAAAGGACCUGCCGUUCAUGGAUGUGCUGAGGUGGCAGGAGAUCGCGGUGUUUGUGCCCCUUGGAGGGGUUAAGGAAAUGAAGCGUGUUUUGGUUCGCACGUGCGGAGAUCGGCACGAGCAAAUGAGGAAGUUGGGCGUGAAGGCGAGUCAGCACUUUGUGUGGAAUGAGUCACCACAGCCGUUCGAUUCAUUUCAUACGGUGAUGUAUCAGCUGUGGCGGAGACGGCAUACCAUCAGAUACCCUCGGAGGUUUACGGUUUAAGGUGGACCCACUUGGAUAAUGUUGUAUACAAAAUGCUAGCUCGAUUUGUCAAAAGAGGACAUCAGAUUGUACUAAUUUCCUGGUGAGCCAGCAAAUAUUUCACGCAAUUUUCUGAAAUACGUAAUUACGUAUAUGAACUCAAAUUCGAAAUAAUUGUUUCUGC